CUUGCUUCAUUAUUAUAAUGUGACGUAGCUUAAACAUGUGAUUGGCUUAUGUCUCAACUCUGGCACUGAACGGAGUAUUGGUAGUCUUACGAAAACUUUUGAGUUUUUCUUUAAAACGUGUUGCUGAGACACGCGAGACAUGUUUUCUUGGAGUCGUUCUGUGGACGCCAAGUAUGGAGUGGCGGUGUGGAACUUCAAGCCAACUCAUGAGUGUCAUAUCCCCCUGCAGAUUGGAGAUACGGUCAACAUCCUCCAAGUGUUCGAAGGCUGGUACAGAGGAUACUCCCUGAAAAACAGAUCUGUAGUGGGAAUAUUUCCUGCAUCAAUCAUUCACAUCAAAAAUGCAACCGUUGAAAUCAGAGGUAAUCAAGAGAAUAUCAUUUCCAUGGAGAUGCCCCUGGUGCAAGAAAUCACAACCACCUUGAGGGAGUGGUCCAACAUCUGGAAACAGCUGUAUAUGACUGCUCAGGUGAGCAAGUUUCGUCAGGUUACCUCGAUGAUGUGCAACUUGAUAGAAAAGAGAUCUCAACUUCUCUCGGGGACCCUGCCACAAGAUGAACUGAAAGACCUGAAGCAAGAAGUCACCACCAAAAUAGAUGUUGGCAAUAAAAUGCUGGAGCUAGAUCUCGUUGUUCGAGAUGAGAAUGGCAAUAUCCUUGAUCCUGACCACACCAGUGUCAUCAGCCUCUUCAAUGCACACAAGCAGGCGAUGCAGCACAUCACAGAGAGGAUCCGCGAGGAAGUACGUAUCAGAAUCAGAAUGAGUACAAGCAGGUUUGCCCGGUUGUCCUCGACACCCACCCACACCCUUUUCAUGGUCCGCAACUUUGUCUGUAAAAUCGGGGGAAGAAGCAUGAACUCUUCAUGUCGCUUUAUGACCCCAGCGGAGCAGAAGAUAAUCAGCGAGAACUAUUUAUUCCGCUGGGCGAGUACGGGCUUACCAAAGGAAAUCGACAUGCUGAAUAAUUUGAAAGUGGUGUUCACGGAUUUAGGAAACAAAGACUUAAAUCGGGAGAGGAUUUACUUAGUGUGCCAGAUUGUCCGGGUGGGACGAAUGGAUCUGAAGGAAACCAAUGCUAAAAAAGUGACUCAGGGAUUGAGAAGACCAUUUGGAGUUUCAGCAAUGGACAUCACUGACAUCUUGAAAGGCAAAGCAGAAAGCGACGAGGACAAACACCAUUUUAUUCCCUUCCAACAAGUCACGGCUGAAAAUGAUUUCCUCCACACUUUAAUCCAUAAGGUUGUAGCUGCCAAAGACAUAAACCACAAAGGACAAGGUGUCUGGGUUUCUAUGAAGCUACUGUCUGGAGAUCUGAAGCAAAUUCGCAAGGACCAUCCUCAUCUGGUGGACAGGAACACAGUAGUUGCGAGGAAGAUGGGAUUUCCUGAGAUCAUCAUGCCAGGCGAUGUCCGCAAUGAUAUUUAUGUCACCCUGGUUCAAGGAGAGUUUGACAAGCAGAACAAGACCACCCAAAAGAAUGUUGAGGUCACGAUGUGCGUCUGUGAUGAAAAUGGAGAGAUAAUUCCGAAUGCGAUCUGCCAGGGGGCUGGAGACAAACCUGUCACUUGCUACCAAUCGGUGGUUUAUUAUCAGCUCAAGCAGCAGCGCUGGAUGGAGACCGUCAAGGUUGCUAUUCCCAUUGAGGACGUUCAGAAGACACAUCUUCGCUUCACUUUCAAGCACAGAUCUUCUUCUGAUUCUAAAGACAAGGGAGAGAAGAUAUUUGCAAUGGCAUAUGUGAACCUAAUGAAACCAGAUGGAACAACCCUGCGAGAUGGAGAGCAUGACCUGAUCUUGUACAAGGGUGACAGUAGGAAGCUUGAAGACGCCUCCAUCUACCUGAAUAAUCUGUCCAGCAAACAGAUGUGCGAUCAGAAGAUGAACCUGGGCUCCUCGUUCCGAAGCAGUGGUGGAGGUCACCCUAUAUGCUCAAGGGACAGCUUCCAGAUUUCCACCCUCGUCUGUUCAACCAAACUCACACAGAACGUGGACCUCUUGGGCUUGUUGAAAUGGCGCUCCAACAUCAUGGCUCUGAACGAGAAUCUGAGGAAGCUGAUGAAGGUGGAUGGAGGAGAAGUUGUCAAGUUCCUGCAGGAUACAUUGGACGCUCUUUUCAGUAUCAUGAUGGAGUUUUCAGACGACAACACAUACGACAAGCUGGUGUUUGAUGCCCUGGUAUUUCUCAUUGGGCUGAUCGCAGACAGGAAGUUCCAACACUUCAACGCUGUCUUGGAAGCCUACAUUCGACAGCACUUCAGUGCCACCUUGGCUUACAAGAAGUUGCUGUCUGUGUUGACUGAGUACGUGGACACCGCAAGCCGAGGCUUGGACUGCGAGCCUCUGAAACGAGCGUUCAAAGCGUUGGAAUACAUCUUUAAGUUCACAGUCCGUUCAAGAUGCCUGUUUUCGCAGCUCUAUGAGGGAAAGGAAAAGAAGGAAUAUGAAGAAUCAUUGCAAACACUGUUUGAGAAAUUUAACAUCCUGAUGAAGUCAACACUGGAAGGGAACACUUUACUUAUGCAGGGAGCUUCCCUCAAGUACUUGCCGACUGUCCUUCAAGAUGUUGCAACAAUCUUUGAUCCAGUCUUAUUGAGCCACUUGUUACGCGAUUUCAUCAAGAACCUUCCUCCGGAUCGAUUGGUGAAGCAGAAAUUACAGUCGAUGACAGCAAUCGUUGGCACUGCGCUCUUCAGAAAGGAAGAAUGCCGAGCCAUUUUGCUGCCCGUAAUGACCACCACACUGAAGGAACUGAUUCAGAAAGGUGAAGAGGAGGAGGCCUGCGUUGAAUUGCUCAGCAGCAUCCUGGAGGUUCUUUACCAACAAGAUGUGGGAAGUACUUACCAGGAUAUUCAGGACAUCAUGGAUAAGUUGCUUCGGACUGUGAACAAUGUUAUUAUGCUUGGGAGGGACCACAGCCUCAUCAGCAAUUACGUGGCUUGUAUGACAGCAAUUCUCAGCCAAAUGGAAUUUGCACAUUACGUCAAUUACAUCAAGACGUUCCAGACACGGCAGGACCUCAUGGACUUCCUAAUGGAGACCUUCAUCAUGUUUAAAGACCUCAUCGGCAAGAACGUAUAUCCGCCUGACUGGAUGGUGAUGAGUAUGGUGCAGAACAGGGUUUUCCUACAUGCUAUCAACCAGUAUGCAGAAACGUUGAAUAAAAUGUUUUUGAACAGCUCGAAUUUUGAGCUGCAGCUCUGGAACAAUUACUUUUACCUCACGGUGGCCUUCCUUACCCAGGAAUCUCUACAGCUGGAGAACUUCUCGAACGCCAAGCGGACAGCCAUCAUCUGCAAGUAUGGAGAUAUGAGAGGUGUCAUUGGAGCAGCAAUCCGAGAAAUGUGGUACAACCUUGGUCAGCACAAGAUCCGCUUCAUUCCAGGGCUGGUCGGGCCGAUUCUGGAGAUGACCCUCAUCCCUGAGGUGGAGCUCCGCAAGUCCACCAUCCCCAUCUUCUUCGACAUGAUGCAGUGCGAGUACCAGUACAAAGGGGAAUUCAGAGCGUUUGAGGAUGAGAUUAUCAAAAAUCUGGACCAUGAAGUGGAAGGUGGUCGAGGAGAUGAACAGUACAAGACCCUCUUUCAAAAGAUCUUGUUGGAGCUUUGCGGGAAAUCCCAAUAUCUAGCCAAGCAAGGUGAAUCCUUCGUUGCCCUGGUAACUGGCCUACUGGAAAGGCUGCUGGACUACAGGACUGUAAUGAAUGAUGAAAACCAGAACUACAGCAUGAAUUGCACCGUAAAUCUGCUGAAUUUUUACAAGGAGAUUGACCGAGAAGAAAUGUAUAUACGGUACCUGUAUAAACUCCGGGAUUUGCACAUCGGCUAUGAGAACUUCACAGAGGCCGCUUACACCCUCCUUUUGCAUGCCAAGCUACUCAAGUGGACAGAUGACCAAGUUGCUUUGCACAUCCAAGACUUCCAGGGUUCACAGACCCAGCGGCAGUUGAAGGAGAAUCUAUACAACAAAAUCAUUGACUACUUUGACAAGGGCAAGAUGUGGGAAGAAGCCAUUCAUCUCUGCAAGGAGCUUGCUGAGCAGUACGAAAUGGAGGUCUUUGAUUAUGGGCUGCUGAGCAAGACCCUGCAACGCCAGGCCAAAUUCUAUGAAAACAUCAUGCAGGUUCUGAGGCCCAAACCGGACUACUUUGCAAUUGGUUACUACGGCCUAAACUUCCCAAGCUUCAUCCGGAACAAGAUCUUUAUUCACCGAGGGAAAGAGUACGAGAGACGAGAGGAUGUUGAACAAUUCCUCCUGAACCAGUUCCCAAACGCAGAGAUAAUGAAGACCACAUCUCAGCCUGGAGAUGAGAUCAAGAAUGCUCCUGGACAAUUCAUCCAGUGCUUCACAGUCCAGCCAAUCCUGGCUGAGCAGGCGCACUUCCACAACAAGAACGUUCCAGAACAGAUCGUGGACUUCUACAAGUCAAAUAAAGUUCUGAAUUUCAGCUACUCCAGACCAAUCAGGAAAGGGCCAAAGGAUCCUGAGAAUGAGUUUGCCUCAAUGUGGAUUGAAAGGACGAUGUUCACCACUGCAUACAAGUUGCCUGGGAUUCUCCGCUGGUUUGAAGUAUUGCAGGUGUCCCAGACCUGUAUAAGUCCAUUGGAAAAUGCCAUUGAAACAAUGCAGACCAGCAACGAUAAGAUACUCACGAUGAUCAACCAGCACCACAGCGAUCCGAAGCUUUCUAUUAACCCUCUGUCCAUGCUUCUCAAUGGCAUUGUAGAUCCUGCAGUAAUGGGAGGAUUCGCCAAGUACGAGAAGGCAUUCUUCACUGAAGAGUAUAUGAGCAGCCACCCUGAAGACAUGGACAACAUCACGAAGCUAAAGGACCUCAUUGCAUGGCAGAUCCCACUACUGACAGAAGGGAUCAGGAUCCACGGAAGGAAGGUCACGGAAGCCCUGAAACCCUUCCACGAUCGGAUGGAGGAGUGUUUCGCUCAACUGAAGACCAAAGUAGAGAGUCAAUAUGGAGUGCGGGAUCUGUCAUUUUCCGAGGAGAGGCGAGGAGGGAGUGGAGGCGGGAGCCGGCCUCGUUCGAUGAUCCGAUCCUAUCGGCCUCUGUCACUCAUCUCCUCGAGUUCCUUGAGCUCCACAAGCUCCGACAGGGAGUCAUCCAAGACUGGCGGGGAUGGCAUGGAGCCACCGUUGCCAAGGAAACAAAGUGCUCGUUCCCUGGAAGGUAUAAUGAAAGACAUCGAGGAGAAGAAGAUGGCCAAGAAGGAGAAUAGGACCAGUGGACCAUGUGUCCCCACCAAAUCAGCCGUGUCCACCGCCUCCCUGGAUAUCACUGAGGAGCCUUCAAGGUCAUCCCAACCUGCAACUAACUCCAUUGAAAGUAUUCCGGAGCAGCCCGUCAAGGAAAGCAGUGCAGGAUACCCAGUUGCCGUGAUCAAUGGGUUCAGUGGGCUGAUAAAAAGUUCCAGGCCUCCACCACUGCCCAAGAAGAUUAACCCAAGUCUACUGGAGAACUUCAGUCAGGAUCCGGUGGAUCCUCAGACCUCUCCAGUCUUCCAGGGAUCGGGGAAAGAACAGUCCCAAUUUAAGGUUGCUUGCCCUCCAACCUUGGACAGUGUCAAAUCCCUCAAGUCCCCACCACCCCCUCCCCCACCAAAGAACAAGCGAGUGAUGCAGCCCCCAUCCAGCUGACCCUACAGGACAGGAGGGGCUCUGCCAACCUCAGCGAAGGACCCAGAGAACGACCGGGGCCAGGUCAAUGUGACGUGAUGUGAGAUCGCCUGGCAACAGAAUCAUAGUGUGAACCCUUCCCCUUCUAAUCACCAACUUAUUGUCCCCUAUUAAGAUUAUUCCUAAAUGAUGAUAAUGAUUGUUCCUUUCUAAAUAAAUAAACAUCUCUUUUUGUUUAAGGAUG
Molecule: messenger RNA, 5870 nt
Organism: Pristis pectinata (smalltooth sawfish)
Lineage: Eukaryota; Metazoa; Chordata; Chondrichthyes; Rhinopristiformes; Pristidae
Product: dedicator of cytokinesis protein 2-like
Biological process (GO): small GTPase-mediated signal transduction; cell migration
Cellular component (GO): plasma membrane; cytoplasm
Molecular function (GO): guanyl-nucleotide exchange factor activity; small GTPase binding
Source: RefSeq, a predicted model, not a curated record